Molecule: messenger RNA, 2815 nt
Organism: Corythoichthys intestinalis (scribbled pipefish)
Lineage: Eukaryota; Metazoa; Chordata; Actinopteri; Syngnathiformes; Syngnathidae
Product: pyrroline-5-carboxylate reductase 1, mitochondrial-like
Exons: 8
Coding region: 91-1059 (322 amino acids)
Biological process (GO): L-proline biosynthetic process
Molecular function (GO): pyrroline-5-carboxylate reductase activity
Source: RefSeq, a predicted model, not a curated record
GUCAGGUACAGUUCACAACAAGUCGAGAGCGACGUGGAAAGUGGUACAGUGUUUUCUUCAAGUACAGUAUUUCGUUGUUGUAAAAGUAGGAUGAGUGUGGGUUUUAUUGGAGCGGGCCAGGCGGCUCACGCACUGGCGCGAGGCUUCACAGCUGCAGGUGUAAUUGCCGCUCACAGAAUCACAGCCAGCUCCCCUGACACCGAUCUCCCCACUGUCCAGGGUCUCCGGAAAUUAGGGGUGCAUUUCACUACGAGCAACAAAGAGACGGUGAGCAAGAGUGACGUCCUUUUCCUGGCAGUCAAACCCCACAUCAUCCCCUUUGUGCUGGAUGAGAUCGGACCCAGUAUCGAGGACCGCCACCUCAUCGUAUCUUGCGCCGCCGGUGUCACUAUCAGCUCCAUUGAGAAGAAGCUGCUGCAGUAUCGCGCCGCUCCCAAAGUCAUGCGUUGCAUGACCAACACGCCGGUGGUCGUGCGCGAAGGGGCGACCGUGUACGCUACGGGCACCCACGCCCAAGUGGAGGACGGAAAGCUGCUGGAGCAGCUAAUGGCUAGCGUGGGUUACUGCACCGAAGUGGAGGAGGACCUUAUCGACGCCGUCACGGGUCUAAGUGGAAGCGGACCGGCUUACGCUUUCACCGCUGUGGAGGCCCUCGCGGAUGGCGGUGUCAAGAUGGGCCUGCCCAGAAGACUGGCGAUACGUCUUGGAGCUCACGCGCUGCUGGGCGCCGCUCGGAUGUUAUUAGACUCGGAGCAACAUCCCGGGCAGCUCAAGGACAACGUGUGCUCACCGGGGGGCGCCACCAUCCACGCCCUGCACGUCAUGGAGAGCGGCGGGUUCCGCAGCCUUCUCAUCAACGCCGUGGAGGCCUCUUGCGUUAGGACCAGGGAACUCCAGUCCUUGGCAGACCAGGAGAAGAUCUCCCCAGCUGCCAUCAAGAAAACCACCCUAGACAAAGUCAUGCAGCAGCCUGGAGUGACUGUGGAGGCCAACGGCGUGCGAUCGCGUGGAAUUAGCGUCUUCAAUAGCGUCAACAAUCCAAGAACAAAGAAGAACUGACCAAGUACAAGUGACAUCAAUUUUUAGAAAUACAUUUACACAGUGAUAAACUUUUCUCAGACAGUCACGGGUUGCAUCAUCUCCGCGCAGGGCCGAGAGAUAAGAAUCAAACCGCGAAUCUUAAACUGUGAAGCAGCCAUGUUAACCACUGGAUGUCAAUGAUAGUCUUUUUCAUUUUAUUUUACACUCCAUCUGUACAUUUCUCGACCAUUUAUUAUGGUCACACGUAGACUGGCCGAAGUUAAUGCCAGCUAAAUUUGGGCAAAAAAUGUCCUCCAUUUUGAAUUAAUUUCUAUCUGAUUACAUACAUUUAAAGUUAUCUCCAUUUUGAUAGAAAUUUUUUAAUCUUAAAUGAACCUAGCGUGCAUGUUUUUAAUGACCUGAACAUUUGGUGAGUUAGAAUGUGAUUGUUCACUUGCAACCAAGGAUGUCCCGAUGGCAUAUUUUUGCUUGAGAGUCAACUAAUUUUGAGAAUUUGCCGAUACCGAGUCUCGAUCCGAUACCGUUUUUUUUGUUUUUGUUUUUUUAACAUAAGUUACAGUGCUUCCUCUUUCGCUGUUUCCGGGAGUAAUAAUAUAGAGGUCGACCGAUAUGGGAUUUUUAAAUGCCGAUGCCCACACCAAUAAUUUAAAAUCUAAAAAUAAAACAAGAUAUAUUGAAAAAAAAAAAAAAUCCACCGAUUGCCUAUACCUAAAGCCGAUUUUGUAAGCUGUUAUUCUGAUAUUUGUGGCAGAUGUACUUUUUUUUAGGCACGGAGAUUAUGAGAGGCAAUUUUUUUUUUAAAUUGCUUAAACAGCUUCAGAUUUACAAUGAUGACCUGGGACUGUAAUGACUAAUUCGGUCUAGUUUUACCAAACUAACGAACGCAGCACUUCUUUUUAUUAUUAUACACACUCACUCAGCAAGAACUGUACAUUAUUUUUUAAAAGUUUAAACCCAUCAGGACAUCACGGGGAGAUGUAAACAAGUGAGAUAGUGAGAGUUUAAGAGGAUGCUCAUCAUGUUUAAUGCUAACGUGAAUGUUACACUAAUGCUACAAGUUAUAUUUAGGGUGUAAGGAUCACUCAGUAAGUACCUCAAAAGGCUAAAGCAACAUGGCAUAUUCUCUCAUCCAAGAUAAAAAAAAAAAAAAAAUCUUUCAAUAUUUACUAAACAGGCAAGCCUGGACACUGCUUUCAAGCUUUUGCAAAGGGUCCUUCUGGGGUCCUACCGUCAGUCAGCGGCAGCCACAGACGCCUGAUCAAAAUCCUUUAUGAUCGGCUUAUUUUUUUGUAACUCGGCCAAUGGCCGUUGCUGGAAAAAUGUCCAUAUAUCGGCUGGCCGAUAUAUCGGUAGACCUCUAGUAUAAGACUAUUUUUGUUUCUUUUGAAAGCCCGUGAACAGUUUGCAAAGACGUCAACAAAGCACAUGGAUUACUGGAACCAUGUCCUAUGACCUGAUGAGACGGGCGGGCUUUCUUGUGUACCGUCUUCAGAAGAGGCUUCCCCCUGGUGUGACAGCCAUGCUCACCAAUUUGAUGAAGAGUGGGGUGUAUGGUCUGAGCACUAACAGGCUGACCCCCCCACCUCUUCAAUCUCUGCAGCAAUGCUGACAGCACUCCUGUAACGAGUCACAUGACAUUUUGGAGGGAAAAGGACAAGCAGUACUCAAUUUGAACAUUUAGGGUUGCGCAUUUUUUCAUAGGGGUGUACUCACUUUUGUUGCCAGGGGUUUAGAUAUUAAUGGCUAUAUUUUGAGUUAUUUUGAGGGGAAAAUA